This is a messenger RNA of Trifolium pratense (red clover), 1533 nucleotides long. Its product is annotated as cytochrome P450 89A2-like. Gene Ontology annotation, cellular component: membrane. The transcript has a single exon. Gene Ontology annotation, molecular function: iron ion binding; heme binding; oxidoreductase activity, acting on paired donors, with incorporation or reduction of molecular oxygen, NAD(P)H as one donor, and incorporation of one atom of oxygen. The coding region runs from base 1 to 1533 and encodes 510 amino acids. The record is from RefSeq and is a predicted model, not a curated record. NCBI's taxonomy places the organism in Eukaryota, Viridiplantae, Streptophyta, Magnoliopsida, Fabales, Fabaceae.
AUGGGAUUAUGGCUCUAUAUUGUAGCAAUUAUUUCUCUAUACAUUUUUAUUCAUGCCCUUCUUAAUGUAAUAUACAACAAAAAGUUACCGCCAAGCCCUCCAACCAUACCUUUCAUAGGUAACCUUUUUUGGCUUCUAAAGUCUUCAAAAAAUUUUGCUGAACUUGAACCUGUGCUUCGUUCAUUACGUUCUAAAUAUGGUGACAUUGUUACCAUUUUUAUAGGUUCAAGACCUUCAAUUUUUAUUACAUCCCAUGAAGCUGCUCAUAGAGCACUUGUUAAAAAUGGUACAAUUUUUGCUAGUCGUCCCUUAGCACUUGAAACAACCAAACUAUUCUUCCCUAAACAACAUUCCAUUAGUACGUCCGCUUAUGGUCCAAUUUGGAGACUAUUACGCCAAAAUUUCAUGCAAGCGACUCAACCUUCUCGGUUAAAUUUAUAUUCACGUUGUCGUAAAUGGGCAUUGAAUGUUCUCAAGAAAAAUAUUUUAGUUGAUAUUGAACUAGGAAACAAGACCAUACCGAUUGAUGAUUAUUUUAAUUUCACACUUUAUACUUUAUUUACGUACAUGUGCUUGGGGGAGAAAUUUGAUAGAGAAUGUGUUGAGAAUAUCCAGAGGGUACAACACUGUUUAAUUCACAAUUUCAUUAGGUUCAAUGUGUUGAAUUUCGCACCGAUAUUGACUAGGAUCAUGUUUAGAGGAUUAUGGAGAGAGGUCUUGCAAAUUCGUGAAAACCAAAUGAAUGUUUUUCUUCCUAUAAUAAAAGCGCGCCAAGAGAAAAUAAAAAACAAGAUUAAUAUCAGUGAUGAAGACGAAGAUAAGGAAGAUUUUGAGGCAUAUGUUGAUACCCUUUUCGAUUUAAAACUCCCGGAUAGUGGAAACAAACUAAACGAUGAAGAGUUAGUGAGUUUGUGUUCCGAAUUUUUGUUAGGUGGAACAGACACAACAGCUACCACGUUAUUAUGGACCAUGGCUAAUUUAGUAAAGAAUCAAAACAUUCAAGAGAAACUUUAUGAUGAAAUUAAGGAAGUUGUGAAACACAAUGAAGAAAUUGAAGAGGAGCAUUUGCAAAGGAUGCCUUAUUUGAAGGCUGUGGUGUUAGAAACAUUUAGAAGACAUCCACCAGGUCAUUUUAUAUUGCCUAGGGCUGUUAUACAAGAAACUAUUAUGGAUGGUUAUAAGAUACCAAAAAAUGCAAUGAUUAAUUUUCCUGUGGCUGAAUUAGGGUGGGAUCCAAAUGUUUGGGAGAAUCCAAUGGAGUUUAAGCCUGAAAGAUUUUUGAAUGGAGAGGAUGUUAAUUUUGAUUUAAAAGGGUUUAAAGAGAUUAAAAUGAUGCCAUUUGGUGCUGGGAGGAGGGUAUGUCCAGCAAUUAAUAUUGCAAUGCUUCAUCUUGAGUACUUUGUGGCCAAUUUGGUGAGGGAUUUUAAAUGGACAAUUGAAGAUGGAAAUGAGGUUGACUUGAGUGAAAAACAAGCCUUCACUAUUGUAAUGAAGAAUCCAUUGAAGCCAUGUUUGUCUCCAAGAAUCGUUUGA